Molecule: messenger RNA, 8833 nt
Organism: Schistocerca serialis cubense
Lineage: Eukaryota; Metazoa; Arthropoda; Insecta; Orthoptera; Acrididae
Product: facilitated trehalose transporter Tret1-2 homolog
Exons: 8
Coding region: 5-1723 (572 amino acids)
Biological process (GO): carbohydrate transport; transmembrane transport
Cellular component (GO): membrane
Molecular function (GO): sugar transmembrane transporter activity
Source: RefSeq, a predicted model, not a curated record
CAGGAUGCGGACCUUGUGGAGGCGCUGGCCCUGCGGCCUGAGGGCGGGCGGCGAGCCCUCGGAGAAACACGCCAUCCUCGACCCGUACGCCUGCCGCCCGGCACCACCACAGCACGACUACACCAACCAGCUGCUGCUGGCGAUGGCGGCCAGCCUGGGCUACCUCACCGUGGGGCUGGUGCGCGGCUUCUCGUCGCCCGGGGUGCCCUCCAUGCAGCAGACGACGCCCUGGCUCGUGCCCGACGACGACGCCGUCUCCUGGGUCAGCUCGGUGCCGCCGCUGGGCGCGUUCGUGGGCAGCCUGGCGUCGGGCCCUCUGCUGCAGCGGCUCGGCCGCAAGCGCACCCUCAUGAUCAGCGCGCCGCUCUUCGUCGCCUUCUGGGUGCUGCUCGCCUUCUCGCAGAACUACGCCAUGCUCUUCUCCGCGCGCAUCCUCACCGGCUUCUGCGCCGGCAUCUCCAUCCCGUCCGCCCAGGUCUACGUGAACGAGAGCGCGCACGCGCGCGUGCGCGGAGUGCUGGGUUCGCUGCCGGCGCUGUUCAUGUCGGGCGGCAUCCUGCUGGCCUACGUGCUGGGCGCGUGGCUGCCGUGGCAGGCGCUGGCCGGCGCGUGCGCGGUGCCGCCCGCGCUGCUCUUCCUCUCCCUGCUGCCGCUGCCAGAGUCACCCGUCUGGCUGGCCGACCGCGGCAGACACGCUGAAGCCGCGCGCGCCAUGGCCUGGCUACACCGCGACAGCGUCUUCGGUGGCGACCCUGCCGCCUCCCCGGAGCCACCAAUGGCGCUCACGGCGGUGAAGUCAGACGGCGGCGGCGUCAGCAGCAGCGUGUUCACCCUCAGUGACGACACGCCGCCUCCGUACAACGGCACGCACCAGGAGGCGGCAGCACCAGAGAAGGAGACAGCCCCCGGCAAGGGCGCGUCGGCCGCCCAGGAGGGCAGUCCCUUCAGCCGGAGGGCGCUGCUGCGCAGGCCCGUCCUCAUCCCGCUGGCCCUCUCGCUCGCCCUGCUCGUCUUCCAGCAGCUCAGCGGAAUCGACUCGGUGGUGUUCUACACGGUGAUGAUCUUCGAGAGCGCGGGCAGCACGCUGGACGACCACGUGGCGACCAUCAUCGUGGGCGCGGUGCAGCUGCUGGCCAACGUGGCAGCGCUGUUCGUGGUGGACCGCGCCGGCCGCCGCCCGCUGCUGCUCGCCUCCGGGGCGCUCAUGGCCGUCUCCAUGGCGGCGCUCGGCGCCUACUUCAACCUGCAGGAGCAGAACCGCGAGGAGGGCCUGGAGCUGCUGCCGCUGGCCAGCCUGGUGGUGUUCAUGCUGGGCUACUCGCUGGGCUACUGCACGCUGCCCUUCCUGCUGAUGGGCGAGCUGCUGCCGGAACGCCAGCGCGGACCGCUCAGCUCGCUUGCCGGCUCGUUCAACCUUGCCUUCAUGUUCGUCGUCAUCAAGACCUUCCACAACUUCCAGCAACUGCUCGGCAACGACGGCACCUUCUGGCUGUAUGGCGCCAUGUGCCUCGCUAGCUGCGCCUUCGUGUGGCUGCUAGUGCCCGAGACGCGCGCCAAAUCGCUCGCAGAGAUCGAGCAGUUCUUCGAGGACAGCCACCAGGCGCGCAAGGAGAAGCGCGCCGCGGCCGCCAGGGCGGUCGUAGUCGCCGCCGCCGCCGCUGGCGGCGCUGACGUCGCCGACGGUGCGCCGGAGAAGACUGCCCAGCCGGCGGGAAGCAGCUAACGCCGGAACAUCGCUCCCGGGCGAUCGUGAUUAAUGUUCCUGUACAAGCGACUCUCUGUUACAGUGAAGGACUGGUCAUUUUAUUGUGGUCGCUGUCUUUCGGCGACUUCAUUAUGUAGAACUGAAGGUUUCCAAGUCACCGCCGAUUAACUUGCCUAGAGCACAUCAGGUCAAAAAGUGGAUCAGUCUGUACCUGUACUACACAUCCACCUCCACUUACUACCAGCAGCCAAUGAAAUAUCGUCUUCCGCUGGGCACCUAGCCAAACAUCACUGUCGACAGUGAUAUCUUGUCUCCUCCAGACUACGCUGUGGCAGUAACUUAUUGCUGUCCACAGUGUCACUUUAUGAAGUACGGUGACACAGAAGCUCGCUUCCCCUCUCUGUCAACGUGCAUACGGAACGUAUUCCCUUCCAUGCUGUACUAUUUUUUACUCUCUCUGCGUGGUAAGCCUUCGGACAUGGCAUUUACUAUACAGGGCGUGAACGAUAACCAUUAGCAACAUAACACAGUGGUGCAGAGAAAGUCGAGACGAACAAUUUGAGACAGACACUCACGGUCUGUAAUGCUGGGAAACAACUCAAAGUGGUCUACUACGCCGCCACAUAAGUUAGCUAUUUCGUCAACAACUUCCCUGUGAGGGUGAUGAAAGAAAAAAGAUUUUUGUGAAUGUUAUGCAAAAGCUAAUUACGAUUGCAGUUCGACUUAAAUUUAAGCCUCAAUAAUUAGGUAGUAAGAAGGCCAGGCAAAUAAAAUGACUUAAUUGUUAAUUUUAUAGUAUUAAAAUUCAGAAAACUGUCAGGCAAAAUUUGCACAAAGGUCAAUUCUGCAACUUAUAAGUGCACAACUGUCGACUAAGCCAAUGGGAAAACAGCCAAGUCAACUCGGUGAGUUAGUGUGAUGGCUUAAUCAGCUAAAGAUGGCGGCUGGGUGGACUGCAGAAAUAUUGUGUCAAGAUGCUGAUAUGUUCCAGCUGGAGACCUGACAUGAAUAUCAAGAGGAGAACAUGUCGAAUCUGGCUAAUAAUUUCUGUAAUUCCCGAUUUUUGCACAGUGUAGGAGUUAGCGGCAUAAAUUACAUACUAAAAAUCCUGACUAGUAAGAACAGAGUGUUGAGGUGGGGGUGAAUUUGGAGGUCACUGUGGUACGUUUUCCUUGAAAAACUUGAAAUCCGCGGCUUCUAGUGAAAAUGUAUUCCAGUACAGAAUUAAAGUACAUUAAAUUUCCUACAGAUAAGGUUCUAUUCAUUUUUUUCUCUAGGGUCGUAGUUUCCGCAAUGAGAACGAGGGAAUUUUGAAAAUUUCCAGUGAUGCGCAGGCACUGUUGUUUACUUGGUUUCUGUAGACCAACCUGUGGUAGUUUCCCGACUUCACAGUCCACAAGUGCCCAAAAUCAAAUUGUUUGUCUCGACCUUCCCUACACAAGCGGUGUCCAACCAGCCUUCUGCAGGUGGCCCGAAGUAAGUAUCAAUGCUGCUCAGGAAGUGUGCACCUGUCACGCGACAGGGGAAAAAAAAUCAUAAAAUUCCGUUUGUGUAAAGUUAUGAUAAACUGAAUAUUUUCAAUCUGAAACUCCCGCCACGCCAUGCUAUUUCUCUUUGAUCGUUACUGCUUUUUUUCUUCUCUUCACGACAGUUAUUGUUAAUGUUAAGUAUAUUAUGUGGCCCAACGUUGUAAACAGGGACUGUUUACAUCAUGUAGUACCGCCUUACUGAUUCUUCCAUCGACAAUUCUAUCCUAAUAUUGAUAAUGUUAGGAAGCUCUGAAACGUUAUCAGUAGACCAGGAAGGGCGCAGUGAUAUGAUACAAAAUAUCCAAACAAGAUUUUAUGCAAGUGGGUUGGUUAUUUAUCAAUGCAACAGCAAACAUUCAGAUUCCAUACCCAUUGAAUAAUUAACUGUUGCACAUACAAUUAAUAGAUGCUUAUCGCACAUUCUACAGGAAUACUUUACACCUCCCCUCGAUUUCUCUUUUGGAUUGGUUGAAUAGCUAGACAGUGAUAGUGCAUGAACUGGGCACUUAACUGAGUAAAUGAGACACACACUUAUCUAUCUCUUUCUUUCAGUGGAAAAUCUUUUGAGUCACAUGACUGGAUUCUCUAGCUCUGUUCCUUUAUCAAAAUGCUUAUUUCUGAAUUCUUUCUUCACUUAUUGUUUUCAUUACUCCUGAUACGUAAUCAGUACAAUCUGCAUACUAGUGUGAUCUCUUUGGCUGUUAUUGUAGAGGAAGUGAUGCAUCUUUUCAAUAUCUUCUAUCUGUGUUUCUGCUUCUUUCAGUCAACAGUCUGUCAUUAGGCUUCACAUGAUUUGUCAGUCCUUUCUAGUCUUCACCAGGUUAUUAAUUUCUACAUUGUUACUUCAGGCUUUUUCCUCGCUAUUCAUGCUAUCACAAUUACGGUCAUUCAUUUACUUGAUGGGUUUUACAGUCUGCAGCUUCACAUCUGGCCAUAUUAAAUUAUCCUUGAGCUGAUACCUUAAUACAUGUGUCCAUAGUGCUUAAGGGGACACAGUCGCGAGGGAACUCCCAUAAGGAAUCAAAGCUAAAAUGAGCAAACGUCAGGUACACUUUCUGAAGUAACUAAUGGAGAUAAAGACCUGAAACUUUUACAGUGUACAGCUGAAACAUAAUUCUCAAAUCACAUAAAAAUGGUUAAUGUAUUUUAUAUAUUUCAUGACUAAUCAUUUUUUUGUUCUAUAAGACAAAAAAUUAAAACUUUUCUAAACACUGUGGAGCUUAUAAAUCUGUUCUUUUUAUCACUACUGGUCUAUUUUUAUCUAAUGAAUCAUCGUUGUAUUAACAAGAGAUACUGUAAGUCUGAUGUCUGUAGCAGUCAUAGCUUUUGAGAAAAGUGUACCAGAAGGUCAAAAAAUGUAGUUUUGAGAAAAAUGGUAUUAAAGUUUUACAUGCAAGAAAGUAAUGUACAAUGUCAUACAGACACACUUUUAAAACAUUCCAGGGCUAUACUGUGGCUCAGCUUCUUGAUCUUUAUCUUCUUUUCUUUGAUCUUCUGGCUAUCCUGGCCUCCUUGGUAGCAUUUCCUGCAGAAAUAUCAGCAUAACGGAUACGGUCCAUGUCAAUCUUUUUCAGUCCCCUUUAAGUAUUGAUACCAUCCUUUGUUCCCAAGAGUCUUAAUACGUCAGUUUUCUUUGACACACCAGCAUUGAAGCACAUCACUGCAUCAUGAACACCAAAUUUUAGUUUUUCUUUUCCAACGAAAACAGUUUUUGGUAGCCUAGUCCAAAUGACAGAAUUCAAACUUUCAUUUGGGUUUUCAGUUUUUCCAUGGAGACACUUUUUCAAGAGCUCUUGUUGGCUAAGGUCUCUGAAAAUGGGUUUUGCAGCUAGCAGGAUUUUUUCUGGAGUUGAAUGUUUGUGCUUAUAGCUGGAAGAUGUAGCUGGGUUGUUGAAUUUGCACCAGCUGUCAGGUCACUGUGGGCAAAGGUUAUGUUGUGAUUCCUCAUCCGUCAAAAUUUUAUGAAAGAAUAUAGCCCAGAUGGCUCUCCUCAUUGCUUCUACAUUGUUGCAGUUAUUUCUAAUGGCCAUACCAUAAUAAGUCUGGAUCCUGUCUAUUUCAGCCUUUGUCAGGCCCCCUUUACCACCUAACUUUUUUUUCUUUACAUAUCUUUAGAAGUCGUGAUCCCAUUCUUUUCUGUACAUGUCCCGUACAUUCCAGUUUAUUAAUUUUGACUCUAGGCCCAUAAUGUUUAUCUUCUACCACUUUCUGAUAAGCCUUACUGUCCCCGUCCCCAAGACAGUCUGUAUAGAGGAUACCUCUUGACUGCAUAGACCAUUGGAAAAUGUUAGCAACACCAGCCACUUCCAUGCCUCCACUAGAAUCAUCAUAGUCCUUUUUGCACACAUGCAACCACUAUACAUAGUGGGAUUUUUGCUACAGAUGUCACAGAACUUAGUAAUAAUUUCAAUAUCCAGAACCUUCCCAGUAUCAAAAGAAGUUGCUGACACAAUGCCAUUUAGGGAUGUAUGCACACGUUUCUGCCAACUGCCAUCAGAACCAGCAGAAAUUUGCCUUGGGUCAGAUUUCGUAUCAUUCAACUGAACUGCUUCUUUGGCUGCUUUCAACAUCGCAGAUUCACUUACCUCAGCUACAACUGCACCAAUAGUCUUGUUGUAAUCAUCAAACUUUCUUGGAGGUGGAGGAAUGUUCAUCACUGCACAAAGAACACCACCUGCACUUCGCCCUUUUCCAAUAGAUCUAAGUGCACACACUAAUCUUAUAUUGUUUUCAUACAAUCUGGUUCUUGUUAAGUGGGAUGACAUUGCAUUGGCAGUACAGCUACAUUCCAAACAUGUCAAAACUAAAUUACAAACAAUUCCCUUGGUUUUCACCACAUCUUCAUGUAAAGUAACGUUUCCACCACAGUUUUUACAAUUUGUGUGUUUUUCGAUAAGUUCACGUAGUAACCUCAUGGAGAUCAGAAUGUUUGUGUCAGUAACAACAGAAACACUGUUCACACCACAUAUUGCAUUGUCACGCAUUUGAGAGGCACUUGUAAAACCGGCAGCACCUAGAAGCUUCUUGCUUGAAGCACUGACACUCGGACUGACUUCACUUUCAAUAUUAUUUUCUGCCCUCUGUUCAAAACUAGCAGUUUCGCGAUUUAUUUUUACAUAUUUAUUUCCACGAAACUUAGGCUUAUAUCCAAACUUCCUUAUUCUACCCAUUGUGUUUCAAAAAAUCAUUACAUUUGUAUCACCAAAACGUAAACAACUAGGAUGAAGAAACUGACAAACGAUAGUCGACAAUGCAGGCAGGCUGGCAAACAUCAGAAUAACAAUUCUCUAAAAAUGGACGUGGCGCUAGUUACCAUGCUUCAUGAACAAAUUAAUAACUCCGAAUCUAACAAUCAGAUUUGUAUGAAACAAACGGCAUUUUGUAGCCAAAUAAUUGGAGCAUAGAUUAAGACUAAAAAAAAUCGAUUUUUUGAGCCUGUUCGCGACUGUAUCCCCUUAAAACCAAUACAUUUAUGGUCCAAAAAUGUCCUAUGUCACAUCAUACAUCCUUCUUCUGCAAGUGUUGUGUACCAGUUGGAAGAGUGAUUCCUGAUGCAUUCUGCAUAGCCAGACAGAUUUUGUGGUGUUGCCAGUUGCUCUCCUUCUGCUCCAAACUAUACAUUUCAAUUUCUCUCUCCCUUGGCAGCUGGUAACACUGGAGUUUAUUCCACAUGGCGACAGUGUUUCUGAUUCUCAUUAAAAUUAUAUUCUUGGAAUCCUAUUUCUCUCGCUCGGUAACGUAAUACUGCGUAGAUUUGUUUGCUGUAUCUCAUCCAUAACAAACACAAUGCUGACUAAAUAGCUCCUCUAUACCUACACUAACAUGAAAUCAACAUCAAACAUUCUUCAAGUGCUAUACGACAGAAUGAUUCUACUGGUUGACACAUACUGCCCCCCACUCCUCUGCUCUCUGUUGGGCAUGUGGACAGGCUUCCCACAGGCGCAGCCCUUGUGGCCAACCCCCUCAAUGUGUCAACCGUCUGGUAUCACAAACUCCUUGUUGACCACAAUGGUCAAUAUUUAAGAGGAAAUUGAAGAGUAUGAAACACCUGAUCGCCUGCGUAAGUGCAUGCACUUCACACAGCCAGCACUUUUCACAAAUUUCUAUCUAUGUGUAUUUGAUGAUCGCUUUAUUUUGCACUGUAGCACCUCUCUUCAAAAGCUCGCAGAGUUAUACGUUUGCACUCUCUACGUCAGAUUACCCUAUCCUGCUAUGCGCCUGCUUCUCACUUUUGAAAACUUUAUUGUCAGUCUUCCUCCAUUGUUUGAGGGCAGCAGAUUUGUUUUGCAAAAAAGGCUUUGUUCAUCACUAAUUUAUAUUUUACCCUUUGCUUGCUCUAGCCAACCUGUGUAAUUUCUCAAGAUAGUAGGUUCCACAACUUCUAGUGUGUAUUAUGUAGCUAUGAUUUUUACAGGUUAGUGUUAUAUUUUGAGAUAGUGCUCACUACUUUUGUCUUUUUCAUUUGUUAGCUUUGAAUUCUGUGCUAAGCAACUUGUGAAUUUAAUGUGAUACAGCACUUCUGUGAUUCCUUGCCUUCAACAAUGUAUGUAUGUUUCCGUUCUAGCUACCACUCUCACUGUUAUUUGCUAUAAUUAUAUUUUCGAUCAUUAAGGUUCCUUUUUGAUUAUUAUUUAUUUCUCAAUAUGACCAUAACUGUUGCUUGUUCAGCCAUUUUAAUGCAUAAAAAAUUUCUCUCUCACUCUAUCUUAGUGAAGAGACGUGUGACUAAUUAUACACAAAUGAUUAAAUUUGAAAAUCUACAUAAUGUGCGAGUUCGUUUUUCGAAUCAGUGUUCUCCAUUUCGAAUUUAAUUUUAAAAAAGUAGAUAAAAAGAGAAAAACAACAUCUCAGGACAUAAUGAACUAAGCAAAUCCACUUCUGGAAAGAUUUAUUUUCUAAGUAUUCUGUCUGUCUUCCGAUACAAUCUGCUUUUACAACAUCGGUAGCCAGAUAAAGUUCCCAAAAUAUUUCCCAUUUGCUCACACAAUAUGAUCCUUUCAAAUAUACUACUUGCCAAGACUUUUAGCCGACAUAUCAAGAAGGAAGUAAAUUUUGUAGGAACUUCGUUGAUCAACAGUAGUACUUCUAAAUGAUCAGUAAGUGUCAGGAGAUGCCUACUACCACUGAUACAAUGUACUGUCUGAGAAAGAGGUCUAUGACCUCAUUGUAGAAAUAUGUAUAACCUCCUCUUUUGGCUACCACAGGAAACCUGACACUGUUUUUGUAUAAUUUUUUUUGGGGCAUUGGGUCUUUGCAAUCCUGGUAGUUUUCUGUUGGGCGUGGAUUUCUUGUACCUCUUGUUGUGCUGCCAUGUUUAUUUAUUUUCUUUUUUCAUUCAAUUUUUUCUUUUUUGUUCAUUGUCUGAAUAAGCCCGUUAACUGAAGCCUAUUUACAGAAAUAAUGUUUCACUCUAAUCAGAAGUGUAUGAUUCACUAAGUAUGACUAGUAAAAGCAAGACAAAGGGUCCCACAGCUAUGGGAUCAUGCUUACAAGCUAUGGAAAAUUUGAUGUCGUAAACGAAGCACUACUGUAUACAGUGUACCUGAUAUGUGUUGUUGAGUGCCUACCUGAACAAUAAAGAAAAAUGUUAUUACUGUUA